Homalodisca vitripennis (glassy-winged sharpshooter) is the source of this 1461-nucleotide messenger RNA. It is a transcript of the gene Adat1, whose product is annotated as tRNA-specific adenosine deaminase 1. The record is from RefSeq and is a predicted model, not a curated record. The transcript has 6 exons. Gene Ontology annotation, molecular function: adenosine deaminase activity; RNA binding. The coding region runs from base 170 to 1441 and encodes 423 amino acids. Lineage: Eukaryota; Metazoa; Arthropoda; Insecta; Hemiptera; Cicadellidae. Gene Ontology annotation, biological process: RNA processing.
AUGGACAGCUGUAAUAUGGAAAAAACUAGCCAGCUGUGAAAUGUUGUGUUCAGAGUUCAGGUUAAUUUAUCUUUCGAUUUUGAAUUUGUUUUGAUGUCCUCUCGUGUAUGUAAUUUUUGUUAUUCUUCACUUGAUAGAGUAUUUGUUGUCUUAAUGCUUCUGAGAACCAAUGAGGUCAGACUUUGCAGAUGAAAUUGCCAAGAAAUGUCUGGCGCACUAUCAAAACCUACCUAAGAAGGGAAAACCUGUCCCUGACAAAGAAUGGACUUUGUUGUCAUCAGUUGUCACUUCACUGGACAGAAAACUGUCAGUUGUCGCCAUGGCGACUGGCACCAAGUGUCUCGGACGCAGUGGAAUGUCACCAAGAGGUGACCUUGUCAAUGACAGCCAUGCUGAAGUUCUGGCAAGGCGCUGUUUUCUGAGGUAUUUGUAUGACCAGAUCUCGAAGUUCAAGCAAACCGGUGAUUCUGAUAUAAUAACAGGACUAGAUGACCAACAUCGAUAUGAGAUCAACUCAAAAGUUGAAUUCCAUUUCUACACCAGUCACGUACCAUGUGGUGACGCUGCUAUAAUCCCAAAGGAGGAAACUUGUAAGGGAAAGAGAAAGCUUGAAAGUAAUGAAGAGGUAACGACAAAAAGAAAGAGGAUGGAUGCAGUUCAGCCCAACAAAACUGAAUGCUCUCGUGAUAUAGGCCCUCUCGAUGCUGGAGAUUCAGAGAAGAAGGGUGUAGAAGAUGAUAUAAUGGAAACACUGGACCACUGUGUAGGAGAGGUAAUAGGUGACGUGUACCGCACAGGAGCCAAGUGCGUGACAGGACAGGACAGCCGACUGCCGGGAGCCCUGUACCAUACAGUCGGUGCAGUGAGGACCAAGCCAGGCCGCGGGGACCCGACACUGUCUGUGUCUUGUAGCGACAAGAUGGCUCGCUGGGUCGCUUGCGGCCUUCAGGGUGCGUUACUGUCACUGCUGUUAAGUCGGCCAGUCCUUUUGUCUUCAGUGGUGAUCGGCAGCGGUGGGCCGUACUCGCAGGACGUGUUGCAACGUGCAAUCAUCACACGUACUGGGACCUCACAUUCUCCUCACCUUCUACACAGCUCUGUCAUCUUUCCUCAUUCCAGGUACAACAAUCCCACAUCAAGGCCCUGUCCAUCUAGUAUCCUGUGGGCACUAGUGCCUCAUAAACCACUGGAAGUGUGCGUGGAGGGGCGAAGGCAAGGGGUGACUAAGAAAUGUCGUGACAACGGUCGUCUUAUGGUAUGCAAAAUGGAGCUGCUGAGAUCUUUUCUGGAAGUGUCUGGAGACAGGUUCCAGAGAAUGGCUUACAGAGACAUCAAAGCGUCAGCCGAUCAGUAUCGUAUCAACUGGACACAGACCAGGAGCAGACUCGGUGCAUGGACCACAAAGCCUUAUCACCUGGAACACUUUAAUAUUAAUGAAUAAAUUGUUACAUGAGAAUUUUA